Rhea pennata is the source of this 748-nucleotide messenger RNA. It is a transcript of the gene PTRH2, whose product is annotated as peptidyl-tRNA hydrolase 2. Gene Ontology annotation, cellular component: cytosol; mitochondrion. The transcript has 2 exons. Gene Ontology annotation, molecular function: peptidyl-tRNA hydrolase activity. The record is from RefSeq and is a predicted model, not a curated record. Gene Ontology annotation, biological process: negative regulation of anoikis; positive regulation of anoikis. Bases 109 to 627 code for a protein of 172 amino acids. Lineage: Eukaryota; Metazoa; Chordata; Aves; Rheiformes; Rheidae.
GGUGAUGUCAUCACCGGGCGACGGAUGCCGGGCAGGGCGGGCGGUGUCGGCGCCAGCGGAGCAGCAACGGCCUGAGCGGCGCGAGCGCAGUCUCCAAAAUCCAUCACUAUGGAUUAUCUCUCCAAGCCCGGCCUCCUCAGUGUCAUUGCUGGAGUUGCAUGUGGAGUGUGCCUGGGAUGGGGCAUUCGUGGGAAACUUCUAAAACACCCUAGAGCCGGAAUGACUGCAGCCCCAAACGAGCUGGGGAGCGAAGCUAACAUCAUGGGGGAGUCUGGGGAGUUCAAGAUGGUGCUGAUUGUCCGUAACGAUUUGAAGAUGGGGAAGGGUAAAGUAGCUGCACAGUGUUCCCAUGCUGCUGUUUCUGCCUACAAGCAAGUUCAAAGAAGAAAUCCUGAACUCCUUAAACAAUGGGAGUACUGCGGACAACCUAAGGUGGUGCUCAAGGCUCCCGAUGAAGAGACUCUCAUCCAGCUCCUUGCUGACGCUAAACAGCUAGGACUGACUGUGAGUUUAAUCCAAGAUGCAGGUCGUACUCAAAUAGCACCAGGCUCCCGGACAGUCCUUGGUAUUGGACCAGGACCGGCUGAUAUAAUAGAUAAAGUAUCUGGUCAUCUAAAACUCUUCUAAACCAGGGACCAAAGAAAUGUGAAUGUAACAGUAUACACGAGUACCAAAAGAAUAAAAUCCAAGUUUGCAUUUUUUUCCAGAUGUUCUCUCAGUAUAAAUAAAGCAUGCCUUUUGAGUAAAA